CCGAUCUCUGCCCGAUCUCUGCCCGCAGCUCAGCGCCAUGAAGGGCGAACUGGAUGAGGCCGAGCGGCUGCUGCAUCGAGCGCUGCGCCUGGCGCAGCAGGCCGACAACAGGAGGGCCGUCAUCUACACGUACAGCACGAUGGCAAACGUGGCCUUCAUGCAGGGGCGGCUGGACAACGCAGAAAAGCUCUACAAAGCAACGAUGAGCUACUUGCUUGCAGGAGACACGAAGGAGGAUGACAAUGCAAUCCUUGAGAUGUCCCUCAAGCUGGCCAGUAUCUAUGCUGCUCAGAAACAGCACAAAUUAGCCCUGGCUGGCUAUGAGUUCUGCAUCCUUACCUUAGAGGAGAAGAUUGCCAAGCAAAAGGACUUGCCUGAGGAUGUCUUGCCAGCUGAAGAAAAAGCCAACACUCGUCUCUUGCUGGGGAUGAGCCUGGACUCCUAUGCUCGCUAUCUGCUGGAUAUUAACCAGCUCUCAGUGGCCCAAAAAAUGUACGAGAAGGCUCUGCAGAUAUCAAAUGAAGUUCAGGGAGAGACUCAUCCACAGACUGUGGUCCUCAUGAAUGACUUAGCAACUGUUCUGGAUGCUCAAGGGCACUAUGAUGAGGCAUACUCUCAUGUGAAGAGGGCAGCUGAACUGGCAAAGGAGACGCAACACCCUGAGGAGCACAUGGUGCUGAAUAACCUGGCAGCAAUACUGAUGCACAAAAAAGACUUUCUGCAAGCAAAGCAAGUGUAUAAAGAAGCUCUGAAAAAGGCAGAACAGAAGGGAGAUGCUGAUUCUGUCCGGCACAUCCAGGAAGAAUUAGCUGAACUGGCCAAGAGGAGAAAAGGCUCUCAGUGAGUUUGGCCAAAGAGUCCAACAGCAGCAAUGGUGGGUGACUAUAGGCAGUCUGGGACUAGUUUGGUACAAUUCUCCAGAGGAGCAGCAACUAGGAACUUAAGGACAGCUUUAUAAGAAGGGCUGUUAUUGCCUAACUGUUAAGCCCAAAAUAAAGUUCUGAAAUCUUAAUAGUA
Messenger RNA from Meleagris gallopavo (turkey), 1017 nucleotides. The record is from RefSeq and is a predicted model, not a curated record. NCBI's taxonomy places the organism in Eukaryota, Metazoa, Chordata, Aves, Galliformes, Phasianidae.